AUGUCGACUACAUCGGAUUCAAGUCAUUUGAACGAUAAAAAUCGGCCAGGAAGCCCCCAAGCCAACCAACAUAAGACCGGGGAUAUUCAGAGCACUGAAGUGGCGAAAGAUGGAACACAUAUCAAUCUUGUUGAGCCGGAAGAUGUACCUGAAUACAGUACCUUCCUGUCCAUCUUCUACUCAAAGAAAAAGUCGGUCGACCUCGAUGCUAUUGCUACUACGAGGAGUGUGUUCGAUGACCCGAAUCUGGCCAAAUAUUACCAGCCACAUCCGCAAUACGAGAAUUUACAUCGAUUUGACCCUUCUGAAAGAUGGACCUACCGUGAGGAAAGAUCGGUGCGCCGGAAAACAGAUCUGAAGAUUUUUCUUUGGAUCCUGGUUAUGUUUUUUGGGCUCAACAUUGAUCGGGGUAACCUGGGAAAUGCUGCUGCGGAUAAUCUGUUGCCGGACUUGAAUAUCAACACCAACGACUACAACAACGCGCAAAACAUGUAUCGAAUCGGCUUUUUGAUUGCGGAGAUUCCUUCACAAAUGAUCGGCAAACGGAUUGGCCCGGACCGAUGGAUUCCCAUUCAGAUUAUUCUAUGGAGUUUGGCAUCCGGUGGGCAGUUCUUUAUGCAUAACAGAGCAGGAUUCUUUGCCUGUCGGUUCUUUCUUGGGUUCUUCAUGGGAGGUUUCAUUCCAGACGCCAUCCUGUACCUCUCAUAUUUCUACAAGAAAACCGAGAUGCCCGUACGCUUGGCGUGGUUUUGGUUUGUUGACUCGAUGUCCGGAGUGAUCGCCUCGUUCAUCGCCUACGGUGUCUUGCAUAUGCGUGGCGUACAAGGCCGCGAAGGAUGGAGGUGGCUCUUUCUUAUCGAAGCCUUGAUAAGUAUAGUGAUUGGUUUCUUGAGUUUCUUGUUUCUCGUUCCAGGCCCCACGCAGACAGCAACCAGGUGGAAUCCCAAGGGAUACUUCACCGAGCGAGAAGAGAAGAUCAUUGUCAACCGGGUCCUGCGUGAUGACCCAUCGAAGGGAGACAUGCAUAACCGUCAGGCGUUGAGCUUGAAAAUGCUUUGGCAGAGUUUGAAGGACUAUGAUCUCUGGCCAGUCUACAUCAUCGGUAUCCUGUUCGAGAUCCCUACCUCACCACCAAAGACAUAUCUCAGCUUAUCGCUGAGGGCCAUCGGCUUCAGCACCUUCCAAACCACCUUACUUGGCAUUCCGGUGACCGUUUUCGCAGCAAUAAAUCUGCUGAUCAUCACUGAGUUGUCCGAGCGGUUCAAACAGAUCUCUAUAUUCGGAAUUCUGACCCAACUCUGGUCUCUUCCUCUCCUCAUUGUUCUGUAUACCUCGGCUAGUACGCUAUCCCACUGGGGGCUCUACGCGGUUACUUUUGUCCUUCUUGGCUGGCCUUCUAUUCACGCUGCACAAGUCGGGUGGUGUUCUCGGCUAAGCAAUGCGGUCCGAACGAGGGCUGUCAGCGCUGCUCUCUAUAACAUCACUAUUCAGCUUUCCGGGAUUGCGUCUUCGAAUAUUUACCGCGAGGAUGAUAAGCCAUACUAUCAUCGGGGAAACUCGCAGCUGAUUGCCAUCAACGUCGCGACUAUUGUAGCAUACGUGCUGGCAAAGCUCUACUAUGUGGCGAGGAAUAAGUGGAAACGCGCCAAAUGGGAUGCAAUGACGACAGAGCAGAAGUCUCACUAUCUUGAGACGACUAGUGACCAAGUCCGUCCGCGCCGCAGGCUCCAAUACCCAAAUUACACCCCCUUCAAGCUCCCCAACCUCAUCGAAAGGCCCUUCACAGACCGCGGCCUGUCCGCAGACCCAACCAAGUCCCGCCUCCUGAAAGCAGCCACGGCCAUCACGCACCUGACCCCCGAGAUCGGCACCGAGCUCGCCGGCCUCCAGCUGAAGGACCUCACAGACGAGCAGAAAGACGACCUCGCGCGGCUAGUCGCCGAACGGGGUGUCGUGUUCUUUCGUGACCAGGACCUGGAUGUGCACGAGCAGAUCGCCUUCGGGGCCUACUUUGGCGAUCUGCAUAUUCAUCAGAUGGCCGGCAUUAUCCCGGAUUUGCCCUGGGUGCAUCCGAUCCACAAGGAUGAGACGGCGGUCAAUGGGAGGUCGCAUCAGAUUUGGCAUUCGGAUGUGAGUUAUGAGAUUCAGCCGCCGGGGUUGACGCUGUUGAAGAUGGAUACUUUGCCCAAUGCGGGACCGAGGGGGGGUUGGCUGGCGGGGAUACUAUUUGGGCUAGUGGCUCUCUCGCCGAAGUUGAGGUCUUUUCUUGAGACUCUAGAAGCCAAGCAUAGUGGUCUCGAGCAAGCGGAAAAGGCGCUCCGGACGAGCGGUUGCCUGAGGAGGGAUCCUAUUGAGACCAUUCACCCUGUCGUUCGUACACACCCCGUUACAAAGUGGAAGACGCUGUACGUCAACGAGAACUUCACCAAGGAGAUCGUCGGUCUUGAGAAGAGAGUGGGGGAUGGUAUCCUUGACGCUCUGUACCGGACUGUCGCUGAGGGCUACGAGUUCCAGGUCCGAUGGAAGUGGACCAAGAACGCUGUUGCUAUUUGGGAUAACCGGGCUACUUUCCAUACGGGGAUUUUUGACUACUUUCCUCAUCUAAGACACGGUUUACGGGUUGCUCCACAGGCCGAGAAGCCCUAUCUUGAUCCUGAGUCUAAGACCCGGAAGGAGGCGUUGCAGCAGGAAACAGAGAAGAGCAACUAA
Messenger RNA from Aspergillus bombycis, 2709 nucleotides. Its product is annotated as putative MFS transporter. The coding region runs from base 1 to 2709 and encodes 902 amino acids. Lineage: Eukaryota; Fungi; Ascomycota; Eurotiomycetes; Eurotiales; Aspergillaceae. The transcript is spliced from 5 exons. Gene Ontology annotation, molecular function: 2-oxoglutarate-dependent dioxygenase activity; transmembrane transporter activity. The record is from RefSeq and is a predicted model, not a curated record. Gene Ontology annotation, cellular component: cytoplasm. Gene Ontology annotation, biological process: transmembrane transport.